CAAAUAUGGCUGCGGCGAUUCCCCCAAGGGCAUAUGACAAGGGUGUGUCUUAAGUGUUUGGACUGCAACCUAUUCCCUAAGAAUUUAUGUCAGGAACUAAGAAGGGCAGCUAAAAUGGGUCCUUCGUUCUUACGUCCUCAGAUGCACUGACACAAAAAACGUGGGUUAUGUGAACGAUGAAGUAGUUGUGAAACAGCUAGCUAGCUAUACGAUACCAAAUUAUUCUCCUUUUGUAAUUGAUAAAGUAGUUUAACACCAGUCGGGAAACUCGGCACCGCAGGGACACCUUGAAGGGCACUACACGUCAGUAGACACCACACCGAAGAAAUGUCCUCAGUCAAGGAGGAAGGUAAGGACCGUGUCAUCUUUGUGACUAAGGAGGAACAUGAAGCACCGAGCAACGCUGAGCUGGUGGAGGAGGAUCCUGAUGACCCCUAUGAAGAACGAGGUCUGAUCCUGCCCAAUGGGGAGAUCAACUGGAACUGCCCCUGUCUGGGAGGGAUGGCCAGCGGUCCCUGUGGAGCAUCUUUUAAGGAGGCCUUCUCCUGUUUCCACUACAGCAAGGAGGAGGUGAAGGGCUCAGAGUGCCUGGAGCAAUUCAGGGGCAUGCAGGAGUGUAUGCAGAGAUACCCAGAACUCUACCCCCAGGAGGAUGACAAGGAGACCCAGGGAGGGCCAUCUGAAACGGAUCCUUCCAAACAAGACUCUGCCCCUGAACCAACCCCUACACCUGCAGCCCCUGUCCAAGACUCUAGCCCUUCCACCGCCCCUGCUGACACCCCACCACCCUCAAACAGCUCAGCCUCAGGCUGAGCAUGAUUCACGACAAGCCCUUUCUAUGGAUGUGUUAAGGUGAUCCUUUUUGUAUCAAUUAUUUAAACUGAUAAAUGGAAGUGUUGACUAUUCCCCCCCACUCUAACCCAGAUUGGGUUUUCCCUCAUAGAAUAUAAGAGACUUGUAGAGGGAGGAGGGUAAGGAAAAAGAUGGGGUAACUUCACUCUAGGUGUGUGUAUAUUUCUUUGUGCUCCUUCAGGAAAAAAACAAGACCAUGUGCUGUGCUAUCCUUUCCCAUUACUAGUGUUCUGUUUUUGUAUUGAUUGUUCUCUUUACUAUAAAGUCCAAUUAGUAAUUGCUUUUUGUAUUUUAAAAAUGUCAUUUCUACUUUAUUUUUCCAUUUGUCUUUUAUAUUUAAUUCACACCUGGUUUUUUAUUUUCCAAUUUUCUCAGAUUCUGUGGGUGCCUUGCAAAAGUAUUCAGACCCCUUGGACUUCUUCACAUUUUGUUGUGUUGCAAAGAGAUGAUGAAGAUAGAUUUAAUUAUUUUUUUGUCAACAAAUCUACGAAAAAGACUGUGAAAGAAAAAAGUUGAAUAGAAAUUAAAAAACAAAAAUAUAGUCAUUGCAUAAGUAUUCAGCUCCAUGAGUCAAUACAUGUUAGAAACAUCUUUGGCAGUGAUAACAGCUGUGAGUCUUCUUGGGUAAGUCUAUAAGAGCUUUACACACCUGGAUUGUGCAAUAUUUGCCCAUUUUAUUAUUUUAAAAAUUCUUCAAGCUCUGUCAAGAUGUUGGGGACCAUGGCUAGACUCUCAAGCAGAAAAAAAGUAUUGCCAUAGCUUUUCAAGCAAAUUUAAGCCAACACUAACUUGGCCACUCAGGAACAUUCACUGUCCACUUUGUAGAUUUGGCCUUGUGUUGUAGGUUAUUUUCCUGCUGAAAUGUGAAGUCCUCUGCUUGUCUCUGGUGUAAAGCAGACUGAAGCAGGUUUUCCUCUAGUUUGUUGCCUGUGCUUAGCUCCACCCCCUUAAUUUUUAUCCAGAAAAACUCUAUUUGCCGAUGUCAAGCAUACCCAUUCCAUGAUGUAGCCACCACAAUGCUUGAAAAUAAGGAGGCAGUUACUCAUUAUUGUGUUAUGUUGGGGUCAAAUCCAACACAAGGCUUUGCAUUUUGGCCAUGAAGUGUAUUCCUUUGCUGUUUUUUUGUUGCAAUAUUAAUUUUGUGCCUUGUUGCAUACAGGAUGCAAGUUUUGUAUAUUUGUAUUCUUUUCACUGACAUUUAAGUCAUUAUUGUGGAGUGACUACAAUGUUGAUCCAACCUCAGUCUUCAACCAUCAGACAUUGCACUCUAGCUGUUUUAAAAUCACCAAUGGCCUCAUCAAAUCAAGUGUAUUUAUAUAGCCCUUCUUGCAUCUGCUGAAAAAGAAACCCAGCCUAAAACCCCAAACAGCAAGCAAUGCAGGUGUAGAAGCACGGUGGCUAUGAAAAACUCCCUAGAAAAGCCAAAACCUAGGAAGAAGCCUAGUGAGAAACCAGGCUAUGAGGGGUGGCCAGUCCUCUUCUGGCUGGGCUGGGUGGAGAUUAUAACAGAGCAUGGCCAAGAUGUUCAAAUGUUCAUAAAUUACCAGCAUGGUCAAAUAAUAAUAAUCACACUAGUUGUCGAGGGUGCAACAAGUCAGCACCUCAGGAGUAAAUGUCAGUUGGCUUUUCAUAGCCGAUCAUUAAGUGUUUACCGCUCCUGCUGUCUCUAGAGUUGAAAACAGCAGGUCUGGGACAGGUAGCACGUCCCGUGAACAGGUCAGGGUUCCAUAGCCGCAGCCAGAACAGUUGAAACUGGAGCAGCAGCGCGGCCAGGUGGGGACAGCAAGGAGUCAUCAUGCCAGGUAGUCCUGAGGCAUGGUCCUAGGGCUCAGGUCCUCCGAAAGAGCGAAUUAGAGAGAGCAUACUUAAAAUCACACAGGACACCGGAUAAGACAGGAUAAAUACUCCAGAUAUAACAGACUGACCCUAGCAUUACUGACUGCAGCAUACAUAAAGGGGGGGUCAGGAGAAACUGGCCCCAUCCGAUGAUACCCCGGACAGGGCCAAACAGGCAGGAUAUAACCCCACCCACUUUGCCAAAGCACAGCCCCCACACCACUAGAGGGAUAUCUUCAACCACCAACUUACCAUCCUGAGACAAGGCCAAUUAUAGCCCGCAAAGAUUUCCACCACGGCACAACCCAAGGGGGACGCCAACCCAGACAGGAAGACCACGUCAGCAAUUCAACCCACUCAAGUGACGCACCCCUCCUAAGGACGGCAUGGAAGAGCACCAGUAAGCCAGUGACUCAGCCCCUGUAAUAGGGUUAGAGGCAGAGAAUCCCAGUGGGGAGACAGCAAGGGCGGUUCGUUGCUCCAGAGCCUUUCCGUUCACCUUCACACUCCUGGGCCAGACUACACUCAAUCAUAUGACCCACUGAAGAGAUGAGUCUUCAAUAAAGACUUAAAGGUUGAGACCGAGUCUGCGUCUCUCAGAUGGGUAGGCAGACCAUUCCAUAAAAAAAUGGAGUUCUAUAGGAGAAAGCCCUGCUUCCAGCUGUUUGCUUAGAAAUUCUAGUGACAAUUAGGAGGCCUGCGUCUUGUGACCGUAGCGUAUGUGUAGGUAUGUACAGCAGGACCAAAUCGGAAAGAUGGGUAGGAGCAAGCCCAUGUAAUGCUUUGUAGGUUAGCAGUAAAACUUUGAAAUCAGCCCUUGCCUUGACAAGAAGCCAGUGUAGGGAGGCUAGCACUGGAGUAAUAUGAUCAUUUUUUUGGUUCUAGUCAGGAUUCUAGCAGCUGAAUUUAGAACUAACUGAAGUAUAUUUAGUGCUUUAUCCGGGUAGCCGGAAAGUAGAGCAUUGCAGUAGUCUAACCUAGAAGUGACAAAAGCAUGGAUUAAUUAUUCUGCAUUUUUGGACAGAAAGUUUCUGAUUUUUGCAAUAUUUAGUAGAUGGAAAAAAGCUGUCCUUGAAACAGUCUUGAUAUGUGCGUCAAAAGAGAGAUCAGGGUCCAGAGUAACGCUGAGGUCCUUCACAGUUUUAUUUGAGACGACUGUACAAUCAUCAAGAUUAAUUGUCAGAUUCAACAGAAGAUCUCUUUGUUUCUUGGGACCUAGAACAAGCAUCUCUGUUUUGUCCGAGUUUAAAAGUAUAAAGUUUGCAGCCAUCCACUUCCUUAUGUCUGAAACACAUGCUUCUAGUGAGAUCAAUUUUGGGGCUUCAACAUGUUUCAUUGAAAUGUACAGCUGUGUGUCAUCCGCAUAGCAGUGAAAGUUAACAUUUAUGUUUUCGAAUUACAUCCCCAAGAGGUAAAAUAUAUAGUGAAAGCAAUAGUGGUCCUAAAACGGAACCUUGAGGAACACAGAAAUAAAUGUACAGUUGAUUUGUCAGAGGACAAACCAUUCACAGAGACAAAUUGAUAUAUUUCUGACAGAUAAGAUCUAAACCAGGCUAGAACUUGUCCGUGUAGACCAAUUUGAGUUUCCAAUCUCUCCAAAAGAAUGUGGUGAUCGAUGGUAUCAAAAGCAGCACUAAGGUCUAGGAGCACGAGGACAGAUGCAGAGCCGAGGUCUGACGCCAUUAAAAGGUCAUUUACCACCUUCACAAGUGCAGUCUCAGUGCUAUGAUGGGGUCUAAAACCAGACUGAAGCAUUUCGUAUGCAUUGUUUCUCUUCAGGAAGGCAGUGAGUUGCUACGCAACAGCUUUUUUGAAAAGUUUUGAGAGGAAUGAGAGAUUUGAUAUAGGCUGAUAGUUUUUUUAUAUUUUCUGGGUCAUGGUUUGGCUUUUUCAAGAGAGGCUUUAUUACUGCCAUUUUAUUGAGUUUGGUACACAUCCGGUGGAUAGAGAGCCAUUUAUUAUGUUCAUCAUAGGAGGGCCAAGCACAGGAAGCAGCUCUUUCAGUAGUUUAGUUGGAAUAGGGUCCAGUAUGCAGCUUGAAGAUUUAGAGGCCAUGAUUAUUUUCAUCAUUGUGUCAAGAGAUAUAUAUAUAGUACACUUGAGUGUCUCCCUUGAUCCUAGGUCCUGGCAGAGUUGUGCAGACUCAGGACAACUGAGCUUUGGAGAAAUACGCAGAUUUCAAAGGGAGUCCGUAAUUUGCUUUAUAAUGAUCAUGAUCUUUUCCUCAAAGACGUUAAUGAAUUUAUUACUGCUCAAAUGAAAGCCAUCCUCUCUUGGGGAAUGCUGCUUUUUAGUUAGCUUUGCGACAGUAUCAAAAAUACAUUUUGGAUUGUUCUUAUUUUCCUCAAUUAAGUUGGAAAAAUAGGAUGAUCAAGCAGCAGUGGGGGCUCUUCGAUACUGUCUUUCCAAGCUAGUCAGAAGACUUCCAGUUUGGUGUGGCGCCAUUUCCGUUCCAAUUUUCUGUAAGCUUGCUUCAGAGCUCGGGUAUUUUCUGUAUACCAGGGAGCUACCAGGGAGUUUCUUAUGACAAAUGUUUUUAGGGGUGCGACUGCAUCUAGUGUAUUGCGCAAGGUUAAAUUGAGUUCCUCGGUUAGGUGGUUAACUGAUUUUUGUCCUCUGACCUCUUUGGGUUGUCUGAGAAUUUAUAGCACGACUUUUGAUGCUCCUUGGUUGGGGUCUGAGCAGAUUAUUUGUUGCGAUUGCAAACGUAAUAAAAUGGUAACAUCCCU
This is a messenger RNA of Oncorhynchus masou masou (cherry salmon), 5417 nucleotides long. Its product is annotated as mitochondrial intermembrane space import and assembly protein 40-A-like. The record is from RefSeq and is a predicted model, not a curated record. NCBI's taxonomy places the organism in Eukaryota, Metazoa, Chordata, Actinopteri, Salmoniformes, Salmonidae. Bases 328 to 813 code for a protein of 161 amino acids. Gene Ontology annotation, cellular component: mitochondrial intermembrane space. Gene Ontology annotation, biological process: protein import into mitochondrial intermembrane space. Gene Ontology annotation, molecular function: protein-disulfide reductase activity. The transcript is spliced from 3 exons.